UUUUUUCUAAGCUUCCUAAGAGUUUGCAUACAAUUGUCAAAUGCUGGCUAUUUUAAUCUUUCAGGGGGACAUAUAGCUGCUGUCAUAACGAGAUCUGCUGUAUGACUGCAUGUUAUUAUAGUCACGUUUGUUCUGCAUUUAAGGUCUGGAUAUUAUACCUUCUAAAGUAGCAUCAUGAAAUCUAUGAGGGAAGUUAAUCUGGAUACAUACAGUUUGUCUUUACUUACGGCAAAAGAAGACAUCCUGAAUCCACGCUCGUCAACAAACUGGGCUCUAUUUACCUAUGAUGGAAUAAUGAACAGACUCAAACUGGCUGAUUCUGGAGUAGGUGGAUUGAAAGAGUUGAUGGCUAAACUUCACCCUAGACUGCCGCUUUAUGGGAUGUGUAGGGUGGGCAAAGCUCAACCCCGCAUCGCGAUGAUAUUAUGGGUAGGAAAUGAAGUGGAUGAGUACCGCAGAGCUGAGUGUGCCAGUCAUUUACCAGCAAUCAGGGCCUUCUUUAAGGAAGUUCACAUCUUUCUUCCUGCCCACACUUUGGAUGAAAUCACAGAGGAGAGGAUCUGUACGCUGGCUCAUAAUGCUGCAGUGGUGACGCAGGGGCAGAGAGGGAGACCUGGCCGCCGGACAGGAGACGGACAGGCCAUCGUGGGCACUAAUUACAAGCGAACAAUCGCAGCUGCAGAGAUCCAGAGAAUUCAGAGAGAUUCUUUUUGGGCACAAGCGGAGAGAGAAGAGGAGGAAAGGAAAAAGGAGGAACAGCGGAGGGCAGCAGAGGACAGGAGGCAGAGAGAGAAAGAACGAAUGCUUCAGGAAAGGAGAGAUGCAAUAGAGAGAGAGAGGAGGAUGAAUGAAAAAGAACAGAAAAUAAAGGAGCAGAGGAGAAUACAGGCGCAAAUGGAGGCAGAGGCCAAGAAACGGGAGAAAAUAAAAUGGGAGCACGAGGAAAGGGAGCGUGAAGAAGAGGAAAUUAGAGCUAGAUAUUCACGCUCUCAAUCAGAGGAAAAAGCUGCGGAGGCAGCAGCUCUGGUGUCUCAGCGUGCUUUAAACCCAAGAGAGUUUUUCAGACAAAUGUCCUUCUCAAGUGUCCACACAGAUUCCAGUCCCAGCUCCCCAUCUCCAGUCAGGAGUCCCUAUAGACGACUGCAUCGCAGUCAGACAGACAGUAUCUUCAGUUUCAAUGAAUCCCCUUCUUCUAGACCUACAUCUCCAUACAGAUCAUCAGUGGUGUCACCUUAUUUUCCGUCGACUCCCACAUCCCGGAGCCCAAUCCUUUUCACUAGCACUAUGGCUCCCUCGCUUCAGAAUGGUGCAAUGGUAUCUACCAAAAGCCAGAUCCAGCUAUCUUCACCUAAGACGAUGGAGCCACGGCUCCAAACUCAACCAUCACCUACAACCAAUGCAACUGAAUCUGAUAUACUAGAUAGUCUGGUCUUUUAUCCACCUCCACCGACCCCUGAACAGCUCCAACCAGAUGAGUCAGAGAUAGUGGAUGAGUUUCCUCCACCUCCCCCUGGUUUUGAGAAUUCACCUGAACCAUCUGUGAACCAGCCUGAGACACCUGACCACCCCUUAGGCCCUCUUCUUCCUCCUUCGUGUGUUUUGGUACCUGAGCCACCCAGCAGGCCACUUCCUGCUCUGCCUGUUGCUCCACAAAUGAUGAAAGAUCUGGAAGCGGAGAGGGAUUUUACUGCUCGGGCAUUGGUUAUAUCUACGGUUGAGGAGGAGGAGGAUGAAGGGAAUGGAGAAAAAGAGAUGAAAUACGAGGGGAAAGAUGCAACUGAAGAAGAAGAAGGGAAGGGAGGUGGAGAACAGAGAGUUGAAACUGAAGAGAAGAAGAACAGAGGACAAGAGGAACAUGAUGGGAUGACUUUGGAAAAACAUGAAAGUGAAAAAGAAUCAAAUGGUAAAAUGAUGGAGAGAUAUGAGAGUGGAAAAGAUGGGAAAAUGUUGGAAGAAUGCGAGAGCGAAGAAAAACAAGCUGCAAACAUUAUGAAAGAACAUGAGAGUGAAGAAGAUAAAGUUGGGAAAACUGUGGAAGAAUUUGAGAGUGGGAAAAUUAUGGAGGAACAGGAGAGUGAAAAAAUAAGGUUAGAAUGUGUGCUAGAAAAAGAGCAGGAUAGGGAAAUUACAGAAAAGCAUGAGGAAGAUCGAAAAUAUGUGGAAGAACAGGAAAAUGAAAAAAAGAUGGAAGAAUAUGGGAAUGUUGUGGAAGCAUUCGACAGUAAAAAGGAACAAGACAAGAAAAACAUGGAAGUAUUUGUGACUGAAAAAACACAAUGUGGGAAAAUUAUGGAUGAAUGUGGGCAAGAUGGGAAAAUCAUAGAAAAAUGUGAGGAAGAACAUGACAGUGAAAAGGAAAAACAGGAGAAAUGUAUGGAAGAACUUGCGGUUGAAAAAAUACAAAAUGCAAAAGUGAUGUUACAGUAUAUGAGAAAAGAUGAGCAAGAUGCGAAAAUUGUGGAUGCAUUAGACAAUGAAAAAGAACAAGAGAAGAAAAGCCUGGAAGUAUCUGAAACUGAUAAAACACAAUAUGCAAAAAUGAUUGAAGAAUGUGAGCAAGAAAAUGAGCAAGAGGGAGAACAUGACAGUGAAAAGAAACAAGCAGGGGAAAUUAUGAAAGAACAGGAGGUUGACAAAAUACAAGAUGGGAACAUCACGGAAGAACAUGAAAGUGAAAGGCAAGAAAAUGAGGAAGAUGGGGAAACUGUUGAAAAAUGUAAAGAGGAAUAUAAGAGUGCAAAUGAAAUUGAUGGAAAAAUGAUGGAAGAACAUGGAAGCAAAGAACAACAAGAUGAGAAAAUUAUGGAUGCAUUUGACAGUGAUGAAGAACACGAUGGGAACAUCAUGGAAGAACAUGAAAAUGAAAGGCAAGAAAAUGAGGAAGAUGGGGAAAAUGUUGAAAAAUCUGAAGAAUAUAAGAGUCCUAAAGAAAUUGAUGGGAAAAUGAUGGAAGAACAUGGAAGCAAAGAACAACGAGAUAAGAAAAUGAUGGAUGCAUUUGACAGUGAUAAAGAACAAGAUGGGAACAUCAUGGAAGAACAUGAAAAUGAAAGCCAAGAAAAUGAGGAAGAUGGGAAAACUGUAGAAAAAUGUGAAGAGGAAUAUAAGAGUGCAAAUGAAAUUGAUGGAAAAAUGAUGGAAGAACAUGGAAGCAAAGAAAAACGAGAUGAGAAAAUGAUGGAUGCAUUUGACAGUGAAAAAGAACAAGAUGAGACAAGCAUGGAAGUAUUUGAGACUGAAAAAUUACAAUAUCCGACAAGGAUGGAAGAAUGUGGGCAAGAAAAUGAGCAAGAUGGGAAAACUGUGGAAAAACAUGAAACUAUGAAAGCAUGUGAGCAAGACAAAAUAAACAUAGAAAAAUGUGAGGAAGAACAUGAAAGUGAAAAUGAAGGUUGGAAAGUUGUGGAAGUGUUUGAGACUGAAAAAAUGCAAUAUGUAAAAAUGAUGGAAGAAUGUGGGCAAGAAAACGAGCAAGAUGGGAAAACUGUAGAAAAACAUGAAACUAUGAAAGCAUGUGAGCAAGACAAAAUAAACAUAGAAAAAUGUGAGGAAGAACAUGAAAGUGAAAAUGAAGGUUGGAAAGUUGUGGAAGUGUUUGAGACUGAAAACAUACAAUAUGUAAAAAUGAUGGAAGAAUGUGGGCAAGAAAACGAGCAAGAUGGGAAAACUGUAGAAAAACAUGAAACUAUAAAAGCAUGUGAGCAAGACAAAAUAAACGUAGAAAAAUGUGAGGAAGAACAUGAGAUUGAAAAAGAGGAUGAUGGUGAAGAAAAAGACUGGAAAACCCUGGAAAUGUUUAAGAGCGAAAAGGGGCAAGACUGUAAAAUUGGGGAAAGAAAUGAAAAUGGGAAAGAACAAGAGGGAGAAAAAGAACAGGGUUGGAAAAUGACAGAAAACUGUGAGAGUGAAAAAAUACAAUAUGGGAACAUCCUGGAGGAACACGAAAGUGAAAACAAACAAGAUGGGAUGAUUGAAAACCAACAGGACAUACAGAACCAAGAUAAGGAAGGAAUGUCACAUGUGGAUGUAGAUAAAGCAGUGAACGUGACUGUGCUCAGGAAGGAGGAAUCAUACACAGAGAUUUUAAAGAGGGAUGGGACAACAGAAGUAGGUUUCGAAAAUGAGAAGGAACCUUUAAUCCAGACUGAGGAGGCUGACACAGUUUUUUCCCAGCAUGCACCACUGUUCCCAGAAUCGCCAUCUCCAAUCAAUGACGCAUGUAUUCCUGAAAGUAUUUCAAACACUCAAGAUAAAAAUGAGCCACAGAUGUGCUCAACCCAUACUUCAUCCCAAAUAAACUUACCAGCCAUUCAGUUCGAGUCAGAUCUUUCUAGUUUGAGCAAUCAAAGCGAUUCAGACAUAAAAGGGAAGACUGAAUCUAUUGAUUCUCAAGCUUCCUCCGAGAUCUCCAAAAACAGCCCAGACGCCACAUCAGCAGAACAGACUCCUGAAGUGAGGGAUGAACAACAGACAGAUGCAGAAAGGCUUCAAGAGGAUAAGAUUGUGGACGGCAGCAAUGAUUCGGCUGAGGGGAUUGAUGCUGAGUCCAAGACAUCACCUUUAUCUGAGAAUCAAGCCAGGACUGGACAAUCAGAUGAGGGGGAGGGGCUUGUACCUGUCAGUCAUUUCCCAGAAGACACAGAUUCUGCAGUGGACCUAAAAUAUUGUAUUACUCAUCAGCUGGAUCCGACCAAUGACAUACGUGAUGUUAAAGAGGGAGAAACGGCUAUAUCACUCCUGGCCAGUGACACAGAUGUGGAGCAAAACCUAAAAUGCGAUACUGACCCCGAUCAAGUGAAUAAAGACGUUAAACGUGAAAUUCUGCAGAACUGCGAAACCAUCUCGGAAACACCCAACGACAGGAGGAAUGAUAAGACAGCCGAUGAAAAAUAAAGAACAUAAUUGGAGCCAUCAUGGGAACUCUGCAGCAAUCAUAGAGGAGCCCGUUUGGAGAAAUAUGACCAAAAGAUGUUUCUCUUAAGCAAACACUGAGGGUCUUUCAGUGAUUUUCUUCAGAUUAUUCUUAAAUGUUCCCAAUAAUGCAAUAUAUGUAUCUAGCACACGUUCAUGACUGUGUCCACAAAUGCACUCAAUAUACAAAGGGCUCCAAAUAUUUGAGACCACACUGAAAAUUGGGAAUAUUUUCAAAGAAUUCUUAAGAAUAUAAAAGAGAAAAAUAUUAUGGUGUAAUAUUAAGAAGCUGUAUUUCUCAAAGUCAUGCUGGAAAACAUAAUCAUCAUGACAUACCAAAUACUGAGACAUCCUAAAUUCAAGUUCAUUUUUUUCUGUUCAGCUUUCCACUUAAACUGUUAUAUUUAACCAAAAAAGGCACUAUAUUAUAAAAGAAGCAUUUUCACAAGUGGACUCCACUGUUGGUUAUGUAUAGUUACAGAGCAUAUUUAUUAUUCAUUUUUCCUUUCAAGCAAAAUUAACUUGCUAGAAAUGUUGUAUCUGUAUAAUGGUUCUUACUUUCCAAUAAAGGUUUCUCUGCAACCAUCUGACAAAAUAGUAAGUAUGGUAUUGCAGGCUAUUCAUGUGA
Cyprinus carpio (common carp) is the source of this 5539-nucleotide messenger RNA. RefSeq lists its product as uncharacterized. The record is from RefSeq and is a predicted model, not a curated record. Lineage: Eukaryota; Metazoa; Chordata; Actinopteri; Cypriniformes; Cyprinidae. Gene Ontology annotation, cellular component: site of polarized growth; postsynaptic membrane; postsynaptic density. Gene Ontology annotation, biological process: neuron projection morphogenesis; regulation of actin filament polymerization; postsynaptic actin cytoskeleton organization. Gene Ontology annotation, molecular function: actin filament binding.